AUGUGUGGACUUGGUGCAAUCAUCCAUUCAAUGAAUCGCGUGAACGAUCUCGCUCUUCACAUGAACCGCAUCGCAAAGGCACACAUCAAAUGGAAUGUACAUCGGACUCACAUAGUGCACAUGUUGGAACCAGUGCUCGAAGUAGUGAAAGACUGCAACGCCGAUUACGACGAUGAGAUAGAACAAGCAUGGACUGAUCUGUACUUCAUCAUAGCUGAUCUCAUCGAAAUCUAUCGAAAUAAGAGAUAA
Cooperia oncophora is the source of this 249-nucleotide messenger RNA. The record is from the annotation of a GenBank genome assembly. Lineage: Eukaryota; Metazoa; Nematoda; Chromadorea; Rhabditida; Trichostrongylidae.